AUGCGGACCUUCCUUCGCUUUGUGCAUUGCUACUGCUGCUGCUUCUUGCUCCUCCUGCCUCCGCCGCUCUGGGUCAGCCUCGCAGCGGCUAAGCAGCUCCUGAAGUACCGGCUGGCCGAGGAGGGACCCGCCGACAUUCGCAUCGGCAACGUGGCUUCCGACUUGGGGAUCGUGACAGGCUCCGGAGAGGUGACAUUCAGCCUGGAGUCGGGCUCCGACUAUCUCAAGAUCGAUAACAUGACCGGGGAGCUGAGCACCACAGAGCGGCGCAUCGACCGCGAAAAGCUGCCGCAGUGCCAGAUGAUCUUCGACGAGAACGAGUGCUUCUUGGACUUCGAGGUGUCGGUCAUCGGCCCCUCGCAGAGCUGGGUGGACCUCUUCGAGGGCCGGGUCAUCAUCCUGGACAUCAACGACAACACCCCCACCUUCCCUUCCCCCGUCCUCACGCUCACCGUGGAGGAGAACCGGCCCGUGGGGACCCUCUACCUGCUCCCCACUGCCACCGACAGGGACUUCGGCCGCAACGGCAUCGAGCGCUACGAGCUGCUGCAGGAGCCCGGCGGGGACGGCGGCCGGCGCGGCGGCGGGGGCGGCUCGGCCGCGGCGGCCCCGGAGAGCGCCCCCUUCCCCGGCGGCAGCAAGCGGCGGCAGGAGGCGGAGGCGGCGGCCCGCAGCAGCGUCUUCGAGCUGCAGGUGGCCGACACCCUGGACGGGGAGAAGCAGCCGCAGCUGAUCGUCAAGGGGGCGCUGGACCGGGAGCAGCGGGACUCCUACGAGCUCAGCCUCCGCGUGCGGGACGGCGGCGACCCGGCCCGGUCCUCGCAGGCCAUCCUGAGGGUGCUGAUCACCGACGUGAACGACAACAGCCCCCGCUUCGAGAAGAGCGUCUAUGAGGCGGACCUGGCGGAGAACAGCAGCCCUGGGACCCCGAUCCUGCAGCUGCGAGCCACCGACCUGGACGUGGGGGUGAAUGGACAGAUCGAGUACGUCUUCGGGGCGGCCACUGAGUCCGUCAGGCGCCUACUGCGGCUGGAUGAGAACUCGGGCUGGCUCAGCGUCUUGCACCGCAUCGACCGGGAGGAGGUGAACCAGCUUCGCUUCACUGUCAUGGCCCGAGACCGAGGCCAGCCCCCCAAGACAGACAAGGCCACUGUCGUGCUGAACAUCCGGGAUGAAAAUGACAACGUGCCCACCAUCGACAUCCGGAAAAUCGGGCGCAUCCCGCUCCGGGACGGGGUGGCAAGCGUGGCCGAGGAUGUGCUGGUGGACACCCCCAUUGCCUUGGUGCAGGUGUCAGACCGGGACCAAGGUGAAAAUGGUGUGGUGACCUGCACUGUGGUGGGCGAUGUGCCCUUCCAGCUCAAACCGGCCAGUGAGGGUGAAGGGGAGCCACAGAAUAAGCGCAAGUAUUUCCUCCACACCUCGGCCCCUCUGGAUUAUGAAGCUGUCCGUGACUACAACGUGGUGAUUGUGGCUGUGGACUCAGGCAGCCCCAGCUUGUCCAGCAACAACUCCUUGCUGGUGCGGGUUGGGGACACUAAUGAUAACCCUCCCAUGUUCAGCCAGGCUGUGCUGGAGGUCUCCUUUCCAGAGAACAACUUGCCUGGAGAGAGGGUGGCCACAGUGGUUGCCACAGAUGCGGACAGUGGCAAGAAUGCUGAGAUCACCUAUUCCUUGGAGGCCUCACCCCUCUCCUCAGAGGCACCGGGCAGCAUCUUCAGCAUUGACCCUGACUCUGGGGAUGUGUCAGUGCAGGCAGUGCUGGACCGUGAGCAACGGGACACCUAUGAAUUUCAGGUGACGGCCCGGGACAAGGGGGUGCCAUCGCUGCAGGGCUCCACCACAGUGGUGGUGCGAGUGUCAGACCGCAAUGACAAUGAGCCACGCUUCAUGCAGGAUGUGUUCACCUUCUAUGUGAAAGAAAACCUGCAGCCCAACAGCCCCGUGGGCAUGGUGACUGUGAUGGACUUUGACAAGGGCCGCAAUGCCGAGCUCAGCCUCUCCAUUCAGCCUGGAGACCACGAACAGGCAGCCGGCAUCUUCUCCAUCGAGAAUGACACUGGAACCAUUUUCUCCACUGUCUCUUUUGACCGUGAGCAGCAGACCAGCUACACCUUUAAGGUGAAGGCAGUGGAUGGGGGUGAGCCACCACGGUCUGCCACAGCCACCGUGUCUCUCUUUGUGAUGGAUGAGAACGACAAUGCACCCACUGUCACCUUCCCCAGCAACAGCUCCUACACUGUGCUGCCACCCUCCAGCAACAUGCGCACUGUGGUGGCCACAGUGGUCGCCACUGAUGCUGACACAGGUCUCAACGCUGACCUCAAUUACAGCAUUGUUGGGGGCAACCCAUUCAAACUCUUUGAAAUAGACCCGGCCAGUGGUGUGGUGUCACUGGUGGGCAAGUUGGCCCCCAAGCACUAUGGCCUGCACCGCCUGGUUGUGCAGGUGAAUGACAGUGGGCAGCCACCCCAGUCCACCACUGCCCUGCUCCAUGUCUUUGUCAAUGAGAGCCUGUCCAAUGCCACUGUGGUGGAGAGCCAGGUGGCCCGCAGCCUUCACACCCCACUGGCCCAGGACAUUGCUGGUGAUCCCAGCUAUGAGCUGAGCAAGCAGCGGCUCAGCAUAGUCAUUGGUGUGGUGGCUGGCAUCAUGACCGUCAUCCUGCUUAUCCUCGUGGUGGUCAUGGCCCGCUACUGCCGAUCCAAGGGCAAGCACGGCUACGAGGCCGGCAAGAAGGACCAUGAGGAUUUCUUCACCCCCCAGCAGCAUGACAAGGCCAAGAAGCCCAAGAAGGACAAGAAAGGCAAGAAGGGCAAGCAGCCCCUCUACAGCAGCAUUGUUACUGUUGAGGCUUCCAAGCCCAAUGGGCAGCGCUACGACAGUGUGAACGAGAAGCUCUCGGACAGCCCUGGCAUGGGCCGAUAUCGCUCGGUCAAUGGCGGCCCAGGCAGCCCUGACCUGGCCAGGCACUACAAGUCGAGCUCACCGCUGCCCACUGUCCAGCUGCACCCACAGUCCCCCACUGCUGGCAAAAAGCACCAGGCCGUGCAGGACCUGCCCCCAGCAAACACCUUCGUGGGCGCUGGUGACAACAUCUCCAUCGGCUCGGACCAUUGCUCCGAGUACAGCUGCCAGGCCAGCAGCAAGUACAGCAAGCAGCCGUUUCGUAGAGUGACGUUUUCUGUUGUGAGUCAGCCUCAGGACCCGCAUCAAGGGUCAUUGCAGAGUUGCUAUGACAGCGGUCUGGAGGAGUCAGAAACACCAAGCAGUAAGAGUUCAUCAGGGCCAAGACUGGGUGCCCUUCCACUCCCAGAGGACAACUACGAAAGGACUACGCCGGAUGGCAGUGUUGGUGAGGCAGAGCAUAUGGAAAAUGAUUCACGGCCUCUACCAGAUGUAGCCCUAACAGGGAAGUGCACCCGAGAAUGUGAUGAAUAUGGCCACUCAGACUCCUGCUGGAUGCCAGUCCGCACUUCUCCGGAGAGAAAGCAGAAGAGCCAGCCAAAACUCUCCACUUUCAUGCCUGUUGAUGAACGGGGCAGUCAGGAAAAGCUGGCCAAUGGAGAAGCCUCCCUCAUGGGUGACCGCAACAGAAACCUCCUUAACAAAAAGUUGACCUCAUCCUAUGAGACCUUCAGCGCAGCUAGUUUCAGCAAAAAUGAAGAAGGCAACCCAGAGGAUAUCCCCCUUACACAGACAGGGGAAUACAAGCCAUCUCCUGUCAAUACUCUAACUAGAAGAGAAGUUUACCUGUAGGCUAAAAAGCAGCAACAAAGUUCUUUCAUAAUAUAAGAAAGAAAUGGGGCAAAAGUCUUAAAAUUACAACAAUUUUAAGAAAAAAUGUGAAACAAUAACGAGGGGGCCACCAAAGAGACAAAAGAUCUGCCUGCCACUUCUGCCUCCAUAGCAGGCAUGUAAUUAUGCUGUCUGCCUGACUAUACUGUACAAUGUAGAAAACAUUGCUGUUACUUGCAUGUCUAAUUCCCCCUCGCUGAUUUUUAUUUUCCUAGAUCUAUGGUUGCAAAUUCCUCCCAUAGUAGCAAGCUUGAUUAAAAAGAACACGACACACUGUUGUUUCCCCUCUGCAGAAGCAUGAAUUAAGCCACUCAUUUUGUUUGUUUGUCAUCUGGCUUGUUAAGGAUAACAGGUCAGGGAAAAUGUAUUCAAAACAUACCAUCUGAAUAUUGCUGAUCCCCAUCAGGGACUAUCCUUCAGAAACCAUAAAGAUAUAGGAUAAAUAUAAAGGAAUAAUCAUUAAUAGGCACUUUGUGAAGACCACAGCUUUAAUAUUCUCACCUCUCAUCUGAGGCUGGAAGCAACAGAAAUACAUUCAGCCUGAGACUGCAGUCAAAAACAUGGCAUACUUUCCCGUGAUUCAUGGACUCUGGUUCUGUUUUAUCCAUUGAAAAAACCUGUCUUGCUGUGUCUCUUUCUCUUUCUCUCUUGUUCUCUGUAAUGAUUAUUUCAAUGUAAACACGAUUACUAACACUUAUACCAUAGGAUAGCAAUGAUAAACUCUUGAAAUAAUUAUUUUGGGCAAGACUAACAUUUAGCUGGGAAGAUUGUAAUAACAAAAAGGCCAAAGAUCACACAAUGGAUCAGGGGAACUGCUAAGUAUUGGGGCUUGACUCAGAAAAUAAAUGUAUUCACAAAAAACCACAUGCACUCAUAACAAAGUUUCAGUUACAUUCUAUGCAGCAGCACAGUUCACAAGCCCAGAUGACAAUUUUUUUUUCCAGUGUGGUUCAGUUGAAUGCCCAAAGGAACUGAUGCUUUUUUUGUAAUGACAUGAUACAUUGCAGCACAUGCUGCAUAUGAUAUGCUGCAUAUGCUAGUUCCAGGGAAUUUUUAAGAUCAAAAUUAAAAACUAAUAGUAGAAGAGAAAGCCAUGUUAGUGGGAAUGCUUGAUGAGAGGGAAAAAUGUGGACAAUGGGAUAAUGCAGUAACAAGAGGACAUUACAACUCAGAUAUAAAAGCUUCUGUUCAGAUUGCAAGGCAUGGUUGCUAAGUCUGGUCAUCAGUGUUGCAGCUUAUCAACUGCUUCAAUUAUGUCAAAGAUGAUGAUAAUGAAAGCUUUCUUGAAACCAAGUGCAUUAAAACCAAGAAAAGUGCAAUACUAAAUGAUAUCAAGACUCAGAACAUUUAGCAUUAGUACAAAAUGGCCUGAUAAACAGUGGUAUGAUACCUAGAAGGUCAAGAGGAGUUAAAAAGAGUCCAAGUUAUGAUGUGCAAGAGCUGUAACAAUUAUCAUGGUGAUUGCUUCUUGAAAGGAAGAGGAAAUGAAACAGGGUUUUGUGCAAUAAAAGCAACAAAACAUGCAGAACAUCAACCAAUUGCUUUGUAGUUGAUGCUGUAUUAAUAAUCACAGACUGAGCUCAGACAUUCAGACAAAUGUGACAAUCAAACAACACAGCAAGGACAGCUCAAGGAUGGAGAAAGCAUUCAGAUUCCUGGCUGUUGAAAUGGUGUGAAGGCAUGGCUAGAUGGCUCUCUAGUAACUGUACUCAUAAUGUAGCUUUGGGUAGUUUCUUGCUUUGAAGAAUUGCAUAAAAAUAACCUUAAAAAGCCUAAGGUAGAGGUUGGAAAAUCAAAACAACUCAUCACAUUUAUCUUUUGAAUUCACUUCUCCAUAUUAUGGGUUGUGCCAUUAUUGGCCUUUUCAUUCUCCUCUCUAAAGUUUACUUUCUUCAAGUAACAUUAGUUUAGUGUGUAUAGUAGUUAUGAUGAAUGGGCACAUUUUAGAAAGAAAAUAUUAAAAUCAAAGAUUAUUAACGAUUGAACAUUUUUAUGUUUAAUUAUUUAAGUAAUACGGGGAGAUGCAAGCUAGUACUUUGUUAUGAGACUGCGUAUAGCAGUUACUGCUUUGUAUAAUCUGUAAGUAUCUGUUUAAAAAUGCUUCUAAAAAUGCUUAUGUAAUGUAAACACAUUUUUCUUGCACGUUUCAAAAGAAUACACGAUUGCAUAACACAAAUGUUCAACAGAACUUCCUUUAAUAGGAUUUUAUUUAAUAUUACACACAAGAAAAUAAAUUAGGUAGCUGGGUUCCAUAUAUUCUUAGACACUUUUUCUACAAGGCUAAUAAUACAGGUCAUAAUAGACCUUCAGAUUAAAUGGAUCAGCAGUCACUUACCAAUUUUUGCACCACAUAAGACAGUCAUGAAAUAAUUUUCUUGUGUGCAUCUCCUUAGAUCUAAAAUGCGUGAAAAAAUUUUUUAAAAAUUCUAUCUACUGUAAGUAUUCACAGUAAUUCUUGUGGAACUAGCCACUAUUAAUAUGCUGAUUACUCUUCUGACCUGGCAUGACAUACAAAUAUAUUUUGUGUUUGUAUUUUUCCUCUUUAUUUGAAAUAGGUUAAAUCUGGUGCCACUCCAUAAAUAGAGUGCUUUUGUAUAAAAAAUAAACAAAUAAAGCUAUAAAAAUAAUUAGGGUGAAUGCAAAAUAUGCAACUGUGCCUUUUAUACCUAUUAUUAUGGUAAAGUGGUAGUUGGGUUUGGACACUGAGGGGUAAGGGGCUAUUCCCAACUUUUUUGAACCUGUAUAUUUACCUGUGUUUAUUUUCUGAGAAAUUAUAAAUAAUAUAUUUAAAAACAAGCCUUUUGCCAAACUCAGUUAAUGGACCAGUCUUAAGCAUUAUUAACACAAGGCUGUGGUUUAAGUAGGUCUUGAGGAUUUUUUUAAUUACUAUUUGUGUGGGUUUGGGGUUGUUUUAAUUUGUUUUUACUUCUGCUGCCUGGAAAAGUAUGAUCAGUCUAUAUGAUAGUUAUUUAGCAAGGUGUCACCAGUUCAUGUUGCCAGGAAAAUUGACAACUUUUUUAAUAGCUUUUAGCCUUCAUCACAUUUUAUUUGUACAGUAUAGAAAUCAUCUUUUUCUUUCCUUCCAUGGGAAACUCAAAUGAGCUUUGCAUGUAUUUUACAUUAGGGCACCUUUAUAGAUUGAUGCGUUAAUAUAUAACUUUAUAUGUAUUAGAAAGUUCAAUAGCUUUGGUCUAAAAUCUAAGGCUUAUUCCAGAUCUCAGACCCACUAUGUUUAUUGAAUAUGGUUUCUGACUGGCCUGCUGCCUGAGUUUCAGGAGAAAAAGUUAAACAUUAUUUUUAUGUGGGGGAAAAACUUAAAUGGGAUUGAAAUGAUUGGCUGAAAGGCUACCCUAGAAGUUGUCAAAGCAGAAAAAUCAUGAAUAUGGAUAAAGAUCUUGCCAGAAAUCCAGCCGUCACCAAAUACUUGUAAGGAAGUUGAACAACGAAAUGUUUUUCUUUCUGUUUGAUUGGUGAUAAAUACACAGAGUUUCCUUAAGAAAGAAGUAGAUGAAAAAGCAAUAGAAAUGAAAGCCCAUCUGUUAAGUUGUAUUACUGACUGAAAGAGUGUAAGCACUAGGAAGAAGACAAUAUUCACCAGCUACCUGGGGUAUGCUUUCAGACAACUUUUCCUAAAUUUUAAAGCACUUGCAUUCAGUGUGGUACGAUCUGUUUGUAAUAAUAAUCAUUGACUAUUGUUCUGCAACUUGGAUGUUGAUAGUGAAGCAGAGAACAAUUUAUCAUUGUUUAUUAUGAGUCACUAUGCACGCAACUAUGCUAAACAUGGCAAAAUGUAUUAAACGCUAGUCCACCUCUAUUUAUGAAAUAUUUACAUAAUUUAAUUUGCUUUUGUACAGUUUUAUGUAAAUAAAUUGCUUGUCAUUUUUGUCUCUGCAAAUUAAAAUAUAACAUGUUCAACUGGU
Molecule: messenger RNA, 7718 nt
Organism: Passer montanus (Eurasian tree sparrow)
Lineage: Eukaryota; Metazoa; Chordata; Aves; Passeriformes; Passeridae
Gene: PCDH7
Product: protocadherin 7
Exons: 3
Coding region: 1-3759 (1252 amino acids)
Biological process (GO): homophilic cell-cell adhesion
Cellular component (GO): plasma membrane
Molecular function (GO): calcium ion binding
Source: RefSeq, a predicted model, not a curated record